Perognathus longimembris pacificus (Pacific pocket mouse) is the source of this 1243-nucleotide messenger RNA. RefSeq names its product RRAD and GEM like GTPase 1 (gene Rem1). Gene Ontology annotation, molecular function: GTP binding; calcium channel regulator activity; GTPase activity. The transcript has 4 exons. Bases 90 to 989 code for a protein of 299 amino acids. Gene Ontology annotation, cellular component: plasma membrane. The record is from RefSeq and is a predicted model, not a curated record. Gene Ontology annotation, biological process: negative regulation of high voltage-gated calcium channel activity. NCBI's taxonomy places the organism in Eukaryota, Metazoa, Chordata, Mammalia, Rodentia, Heteromyidae.
GGAAGGAAGGAAGGAAGGAAGGAAGGAAGGAAGGAAGGAAGGAAGGAAGGAAGGAAGGAAGGAAGGAAGGAAGACCUCUCCCACCAAGGAUGACACUAAACACUCAGCAAGAAGCAAAGACUCCUCUGCGCAGGAGAGCCAGCACUCCGCUACCCCUGUCAUCCAGGGGCCACCAGCCUGGCCGCCUGUACACAGCAACGCCUGUCCCUCAGCCCCAACAUCCCCGGCUGGGCCAGUCUGUGUCCCUCAACCCUCCCAGCCGAAAACCUUCUCCUGCCCCGGAUGGCUGGUCCUCUGAAUCCAGCGACUCCGAAGGUUCCUGGGAGGCCCUGUACCGGGUGGUGCUGCUGGGAGAUCCUGGCGUAGGGAAGACCAGCCUGGCCAGCCUCUUCGCAGGGAAGCAAGAGCGGGACCUCCACGAACAGCUGGGAGAUGUAUAUGAGAGAACCCUCACAGUGGACGGAGAGGACACCACACUGGUGGUCAUGGACACCUGGGAGGCUGAGAAACUGGAUGGCAGCUGGAGCCAGGAGCCCUGCCUGCAGGUGGGCAGCGCCUAUGUCAUCGUGUACUCCAUCGCAGACCGAGGCAGCUUUGAGAGCGCCUCAGAGCUCCGCAUCCAGCUGCGGCGCACGCAUCGUGCGGACCAUGUGCCCAUCAUCCUCGUGGGCAACAAGGCAGACCUGGCCCGCUGCAGGGAAGUUUCGGUGGAAGAGGGCCGCGCCUGCGCGGUGGUGUUCGACUGCAAAUUCAUCGAGACCUCAGCCACUCUGCAGCACAACGUGGCCGAGCUGUUCGAGGGCGUGGUGCGCCAACUGCGCCUGCGCCGCCGGGACAGCGCGGCCCCGCCGCCGUCCGCGGCCCAGCGACGCCGGGCCAGCCUGGGCCAGCGCGCUCGGCGUUUCCUCGCCCGCCUGACGGCCCGCAGCGCCGGCCGCCGGGCCCUGAAGGCCCGCUCCAAGUCCUGCCACAACCUGGCCGUGCUCUGAGGCCGCUCUCGGGCCUGGCGGGGCGUGGGGCCCUGGGGUGCACCGUUGCCUGCAGUGGAAGGGUGCACUGGGACCCGGGGCGUGGCCGGAGGACCCUUCGCCCCAGAGAAGCGGGGUUCGGACUAUGGAGCCAGGUAGCACCUGGCCUGGGCACGCGCACAGCGGGGCUUCGGUGGGUGUAUCCUUGUAAAUACCUUGAGCAAUCCCCUACCCCCGAGAGCUCCCCCCAAUAAAGCACUCCAGGAUGUCCUGUC